UAAACUCUUUUUUUUUGUUAAAAAAAAGGGAAAAAAGAAAAGGCAAGAACAAUAAAGUUAGUUGGCCUGUAAUAGAUUUUAUACUAAUUAGAUGCUUAUAGUUUCUCUUCCUCCUCUUCUUCUUCUUCUUCUUCACCAUCACAAGUCACUACUCUCCCUGUCCACAAAUUCACCCAAAUUCAAAUUCCAUAUUCCAUUCUCCGUAAAAUCAAUAAAAAGCUCCUUUUUUUUUUAUAAGAAGAAACCCUCUGGAUCUGCGUCUAGUUCGCAAUCUCUCUUUUUAAGCUUGUCUGUAAGUUUUGGUUAAGUUGCUUUGACAUGGAAGUCAAGAAAUUCAAAGUGGCUUUUUUAUGAGCAAUUGAGGCGUCUGUAUAUAAGAUUUUUGAAGCAUAAUUAUACGUUAUCAUGUCUGAUCGCAUAGUUCAAUCAGAUCAUGAUAAGGAUAAUGUUCCUGACAAGUCUAUGAAGCCUUUCCAAUCUGCUUGGAUGUCUCACUGGACACACUCGCGUUACAGGCCAAUCGAUGAUGCUCAAAACCAGUUAUCACUUCCUUCUGAGUCUGGGAAAAAUACUCAGAGAUGUAAGCGUCAAAAUUCACUUGGUGAGACGGAGUUUGAAACAGGUAACUCUAAGUUUGUGAAAGAAUUUAGAGAAAUGCACAAUGUCAUUAUGAAUGAGUGUUCGACCACAGGUUUGAGAAAAUUGAGACACGAAACAUCAUCCAAAGGCCAGCAGUUUCCCAUGUUUAAAUCUUCUCACAAUAGAGAUGGGAUUGUACCAAUGAAGAAUGGUGAGUCCUCUAGUCCUCAAGAAGGACUCGUAAGUUCACAAAUGGAUCCUAGUUCUCGCUGUGAUGUUUCUCUAGGUCAAAUUGACAAGUGUUUACUCCCAAUGCAUGAGUCAGCUCCUUCCAAAAGAGAAACUCAAACAUUAGAAACUCACUUUGAGCAUGAAGGCAUUACGUCAAAUCUAAAUCAACAGGUUAAGUCAAAUAAAUUGCUUGAAGAUCAUAAAUUUUUUAUAUCAGAAUCUCUUAAGGAUGAGUUUUUGGGCUCAACUUCUGGGAUUGUUCCAUCAAAAUUUAAUAGUGGAAGGACCCCGAUCGAGCCUUUUUUUCCCAGGCAGGAUUUCAUCAAUCAACCAAACAGUAUAUCUUUGGUUCAUGAGAGGAAAAUAAAUAACAAUGCAACUCUUUUGACAGAUGACCCCUCAACAAGUAAUAAUCGGCUUAGAAACUUUCUUGGUGAACAAGUGCAGAAGAUGCCUAAUCAUUCUGAUAUUAAAUUGUUUGAUCGCCAGGUCAGGCUCCCAGAUGCAAGGUUAUAUCAUGGAUCUUAUGAACUGCCAACCAUUCCCCCUUCUGUACAAGAUGUGGAAACAAUGAAGAUGUGUACCACUAUAGGCUCUUUAGAAGAGUAUACCAUAUGUCCUCCAAAGUUUUCUCAAACUACUCACCACUUCUUGAUCACAAAAAAGACUGAUGUGAACUUGUUUGAUGGAGGUCAAACAUUCAGAGGGUCCACAAUAUCCACCAAAUUUAAGGGAAAACGACCAAGUGGGCUCCUCACCUUAUCUCCAGAUCUUGCUUUCAAUGUUAAGCAAGGAGUGAAGCUGCAAUCUCUGGACAGCUCUACAGAUAGUGAAGCAAAAGAAAAUAUAGAGAAUAUUCAUACUUCUGCAGUUAAUUUAAAGAAUGAAUCAUCAGCUGAAACUGAUACCAUGGACAUGGAUACUCUCCGGGUGAACCAUCUCUCUGGCGGGGUUUCAUCUAUCCCGAACAAGGACAUCAAUGGGGCUCAGAAGUCACAGAAAUCAGAAGCUGCAAUAGAUUCAGUCAGAGAAGGGAAUAGAGGCAGACUGCCAAAUAUAGAGUUACCCGACAUUAACCAGGAAGUGACAGCAAUCCCAGGAGUGACAAGUUCAGCAGAUGAUGGGGAGGCCAGCACCUCGAGAACCCAGAGCUUAAAUGUGGAACAAUUCCUUUCCCAUGUGGAAGAUCCCACAAACUCAAUAUCUAGUGCUUCUGUUGAUAUUCAACUGGGAUUAGAUCCAUACAGCCGAUGGGUUAAACGUCUCAAACCAAGCUCUUCAGAUUCUUUCGCUCAUGGUACUAAGAGCUUAAAAAUGGCAGAAGCCUCUUCCCAUGAGAAAGUUAAUAAGUUGUUUAGUAAAAUACUAAACCAUAGCAAAACUAGUUCAGAACCAAAGAUGAAUAAAUCUCAUGGUAAACAGCAUAUGGUGGUUGAUCAGACUUCAGAUUUACUGAGGAAUAUUGAAGCCUCCUCCGCUGUUCCAGUGAGGAAAAUUCAAGAGGCAACACUUUCACAUGCUUGGAUCCGAAGGUGGUGUCAUAACCAAGCUGCACUUUCAAAAGCAAAGCCAGAAGGUGGGGUGGUUUGUGAACCUCAGAAUUCAACAGCAAACCAAGACAACUUCCAGAAGAAGCAGUUUCCAAGCCUUGCUGCUAUGGCUUUGAUGGGGAAAGCCAUGAACGGUUUUCACCCAUGCAAAUUCAGGAAAAUGGGAUCAUUUAUAGUUUGGAAUAACAAAGGAUUGAAAUAAGUUAAUUCUGACUGGAAGAGUAAACCAAGCAGUUCUUUGUUCAGUGCCUGAUAAUAUUUCAGCAGGUAGGAGAAAUCUGUGGCCGUCAAUCACCUACCAGUUCAGUGGAGAGCUUGUGAGGUGCAUAUAGCCUGAAUGUUGCUCUGGUAUGCACCACCAUCCUAAAUUUGCUCCUGUUUUUUUCUUUUCUUUUUUUUUUUUCUUCUUUUUCUCCCCCUUUUUCCUUCCUAUGGAUAAUAUCCGUAAAUAGGUCAUAUGCGAAAGAUUUGGCAGAGGCCCUGUUUGUUGGAGUCUGAAAGGGGUAACAUAAGCCUCUAUCAUUUGAUAUUGUAAGUUUGAUAGCAUUUAGAAAUGUUGCUAGAGCGCCCAUUCCUACCCUCUAUGUUUACUGCAAGAUAACUUGAGUAAUAUCUGGGAUGGGAAGACAAAAAUAAAAGUGUAAAGAGGAUAGGUGUGUUUGCUUCUUUAUAAAGCAUAGAAUUAUUGCUUACGUCUAGACUCAUAUAAUACAUUUACAUUAGAAAUACCUUAUCAGAAAAUAUUGCAGAUAACGUUACUAGGAUGCAAUAGUGUGAAACUUGCACUCAGAUGAACUUCAUACUUUCAACAUGUGAUCUUUAAUUAUGAAUUUUUGUGGAUUAAACUUGUUAUGCUGAAAAUGAUCAGAGAACAAUCCAAGUGCUUCAACUGGACAGUGGAAAUCCAUGUUGGUUGUCCUAUAAUACGUGAAGAGGGAAUUGUCUAGAUUUGUGGCUUCACAUUAUUUAAUAGGUGAAAAAUGGAGGGACGUCCAACACAACAAGAUGAGAAAAAGAAUGGACCAUGAGAAAGUGGAGCAAUUUCCUUUCAAUAUUUUAUCUAACAUUGUUUGAGUUUAUCUCUGAUUUCUUCAAAGAGGUGAGACAGCUUCUACUCCCACAACUUCUUAUUGAUUCCCUAUUACAUUGUUGUGCUCUUUCUAACAGUGUGGUUCGACCUCUAUAUCAGCAUCCAUUGCCUCUGUUCUUUUAUUUUUUUUGUUUAAUCAGAAUUUUGAUUGUGUUCUGGAAAGAUAACUAAUUUGAGAUUACUAAAGCGUGCGCACAUUGACCAAGUUUUGUUGCAUGCCUAGAAACGAGUGAAUGUUUACUUGACACUUUAUUUAUUUAUUAUUUAAAUUGAUGUCUUGAUUGCCAGGACAGGGUCCUACUAAACCUUCUGCCAAAUCUAUAAACAUCAGUCAAACGAAA
This is a messenger RNA of Ricinus communis (castor bean), 3791 nucleotides long. RefSeq lists its product as uncharacterized. The record is from RefSeq and is a predicted model, not a curated record. Bases 406 to 2562 code for a protein of 718 amino acids. The transcript is spliced from 5 exons. Gene Ontology annotation, biological process: regulation of photomorphogenesis. Lineage: Eukaryota; Viridiplantae; Streptophyta; Magnoliopsida; Malpighiales; Euphorbiaceae.